Acanthopagrus latus (yellowfin seabream) is the source of this 834-nucleotide messenger RNA. Its product is annotated as transcription factor HES-2-like. Gene Ontology annotation, biological process: anterior/posterior pattern specification; regulation of neurogenesis; regulation of transcription by RNA polymerase II. Gene Ontology annotation, molecular function: protein dimerization activity; RNA polymerase II cis-regulatory region sequence-specific DNA binding; DNA-binding transcription factor activity, RNA polymerase II-specific. NCBI's taxonomy places the organism in Eukaryota, Metazoa, Chordata, Actinopteri, Spariformes, Sparidae. The coding region runs from base 121 to 576 and encodes 151 amino acids. The record is from RefSeq and is a predicted model, not a curated record. The transcript is spliced from 2 exons. Gene Ontology annotation, cellular component: nucleus.
UGGCAGCUGAGCACAUGAAUUUGUCUUAUUGGGCUCUCUGAUUGGCUGAGACUGUGAGAAACUCCACUCAGACCAAGACCCACACAUUCAUAUGGAGAUGUGGGACUAUAAAUAGGAGGGAUGAAGCCAGCAGAGAUCAGAUUCUCUCUACAGAGACCUCUACAGCACAGAGAGCCAGCCAUGGCACCUACCAUCACUGCAGCUAUGACCAAUUCUCAGGAGCAUCUCACUCUGACCCACAAGCUCAGAAAGCCUCUGGUGGAGAAGUUACGCAGAGAGCGAAUCAACAGCAGCAUCGAGCAGCUCAAGUCUCUCCUGGGUCCAGACUUCCUCAAACAGCAGCCAGACUCCAAGCUGGAGAAAGCAGACAUCCUGGAGAUGACAGUUUGUGUCCUGAGACGACUGCAGCAGCAGCAUCAACAGCAGAGAAGACUGCUGAACCACGUCAACAAGCUGCAGUCUUCCUCUGACAACAACCUGACAGAGGCUGACUUCUCUCCUCUGAGCUCCACAGUCCACACCAGCAUCACCAAAGACAAGAGUCCAGACAACAGCUCCCUCUGGAGGCCGUGGUAGACACCAACUCACUGGAGUUACUGCCACACAAACUCUCAUGACCACAUUGGUCAAAGAUUACUGGACUGAAUCCUUUGAAAUUUGAUGGACUUGUUCUUCUGUAUGUACAGAAGGCUGUAUUUUGUGUAUUGAGUUUGUUCAAGAUGACAUUUCCUGAGGAAAUGACAGCAACAAUAUCUUUCAAGUUGAGAAAGAGAACCUCUUGUCAUGCAUGUUGCAUGAACAACAUCUGAUUGCAUCAGCAAUUAUUAAUCUUUU